GCUGAAGUCACUGAUUAUCAGACCCCAGAGCUGCACAGUCUCUGCUCUGAGCGGCUGCAGGUGGAUUUUUCUCUCUGACUGAAGCAUCUGAUCCCAUUUACACCUCUAAAGAAAGAGCACCCUAAUCUGCAGUGAUGAGAGGCACACACAAUAUAAACGCUUUGAUUCGUCUGCUGUUCUUUAUGCUGCCACAGCUGGAGUCUGGCUUCGGGAAGGUUUUGGAAGAAACUUAUCUGAAGUGGGUUCAAUAUAAACAAGACUGUAUCAAAAUGAUGAAAAAUGAGCCACUACCUCAAGAAGGCUUGUUUUGCAACAGGACAUUUGACAGAUAUGCCUGCUGGCCAGAUACCCCUGCAGGCUUGAUGGUCAACAUUUCAUGUCCUUUCUACCUGCCCUGGUUUGACAAAGUGUCUCAGGGAUCUGUGCGUAGGCGAUGUGGUUCCAAUGGACUCUGGGAGACAGACGGAAGCGGGAAUGUGUGGAGGGACAUCAGCGAGUGUGAGCAAGAAAAAGAGGUGGCGUCUCAGGAGCUUUGGCUCAAACAGCUGAUGGUGGGCUUCAGGACAUUGUACACUGUCGGCUAUUCCUUGUCUCUGUCGACGCUUUUAUUGGCUCUAAUCAUUAUCCUGAGCUUUAGGAAACUGCACUGUACCAGAAAUUACAUCCACGCCAACCUGUUUCUGUCCUUCAUCCUGCGGGCUGUGGCCGUCAUUGUAAAGGACACUAUGCUGGAUCACCACUUUGGGAGAGAAAUUGUCAAUGAUGCCGAUGUAACUGCAAUGCUCAGUCAUCAGGCUACUAUCGGCUGCCGGAUUGCUCAGGUUAUGAUGCAGUACUGCGUCUUGGCCAAUCACUACUGGUUCUUUGGAGAAGCAAUAUAUUUGUACUCUGUUCUCAUUUCCUGUGUGUUCAUUGACAACAACAAAUACCUGCCCUACCUCUGUCUUGGCUGGGGUACCCCUCUCCUGUUUGUGGUACCCUGGGUGGUGAUGAAGGUACAAAAGGAAAACAAAGAAUGUUGGGCCGUUAAUGAGAACAUGAACUACUGGUGGAUCAUUCGCUUUCCAGUUCUUACAGCCUCACUCAUCAACUUUUUGAUUUUCAUGAAGAUCCUGGGGGUAAUAUUUUCCAAACUACGAGCCAACAUCCAAAGUCGAUAUCCAGAUUAUAAACUACGGCUUGCCAAGGCAACCCUCACCCUCAUUCCUCUGUUUGGAAUUCAUGAGGUGAUUUUCAUCUUUGCCACAGAUGAGCAGACAACAGGGGUUCUACGCUACAUAAAAGUGUUCUUUACUCUAUUUAUCAGUUCAUUUCAGGGCUUACUGGUGUCUGUGCUCUACUGCUACGCAAACAAAGAGGUGCAGACAGAGCUAAUGAGGAAGUUUCGCAGCUGGAGAACAGAGACAGACAUUUUAGUACAGUGACUAGCUGGGCUCGAUCCUCGAGUUGAAACUUUUUCCAUCGCUACGGUCCAAGAUCGCAACAGGUCCUCUAUAUCCCCAACCAGGGCAAUGCCUGACAAUUCCCCAACUCCAGACAACUCACAGGUUUUUGGACGCUGUGAUAGGACGAUUUCUCCACCAGCAGAUGGUUUGGUCGAGCAACCUUCACUAGCAGGAAGUGAAGGACAAGCUCUGCAGCCCAGGAGUCAGAGGGAGAAUGAACAGACAUCUGCAGGAAUGCAAGUGUCCUUCCUCAUUCAUCUUAAAGACCCUGUUGAGUGUCCCCCUAAUGUUGUUGACACAAACCCAGAAUGAAAUUUCAAUCAUUGCCGGUCUACGCACCUAAUUCUUUUUGAUUUGUUUUGACCGUCCUAAAAUAUAUACAUUACAUAAUAUAUACAUUAUACAGUCUUUGAUUACAAUGUUUUUUUGCAUUAGAAAACAAUUUCUGACAGAAACCCUGCAGCAUUGCGACUCAAUAGUUUCAGAGAGUGAUUUAAAAAACUUUUAAAACAAUCAGCACCUCAAAAAAAUCAGUUCUGCAAGCUCUUUAUAAAACAGAGGUACAACAAUGCUUGGGACUUUAUUUUUCAAUUCAUUUUGGGGGUUUUUUCAAUUCAAAAAGUUUAUUUCAAACCUGCACACAUUUUACAAUACAUAUAAUGACAAACAAUACAUGGCUUGAAAAGGGGAUGAAAGAAGCAAAAGCUUAUAACCUGUGGUGAUACAAAGAUAAAGUCUUGUUUUGGCAUUAUGUUUUGUAUAAGGCAAGUCUGAGUUUAAAAAUGUGUCUUUCACCAAAAUCCUGAAAAUUUCAAUUCAGUAUUGUCUCUUUCUCUAUAUGGUACAUCUUUCUGUAAACAAAGCCAUAUUUUAAAUGUCUGAUCAUCUGUAUUUAAUUACAUUUUUAAGAGCUAUUUACAAAAGAUACAGUGGAAAAAUAUUAAAAGCUGUUAUAGCACUAAUUGCUCUUAUCUAGAUGCAGAACAUUGCAGUUAGCAAUUCUAAGUCAUUCUAAAAACUGGAAUUAACAUUUUUCCUAACUGAAGUUAAGA
Molecule: messenger RNA, 2497 nt
Organism: Cyprinodon tularosa
Lineage: Eukaryota; Metazoa; Chordata; Actinopteri; Cyprinodontiformes; Cyprinodontidae
Product: glucagon receptor-like
Exons: 14
Coding region: 135-1424 (429 amino acids)
Biological process (GO): adenylate cyclase-modulating G protein-coupled receptor signaling pathway; cell surface receptor signaling pathway
Cellular component (GO): plasma membrane
Molecular function (GO): peptide hormone binding; glucagon receptor activity
Source: RefSeq, a predicted model, not a curated record